Messenger RNA from Penicillium olsonii, 2733 nucleotides. Lineage: Eukaryota; Fungi; Ascomycota; Eurotiomycetes; Eurotiales; Aspergillaceae. The record is from the annotation of a GenBank genome assembly.
AUGCGCAUGCCACAGGCUGGGCUACGAGAGGCCAGCUCGGCGAUCACCAACUCUCGCUCGGGGAUCAUGGCGCCAGGCACGAUCGCAAACAAGGCCAUGAGCAUGUCGCGUAUGGAUUUACCGCACCCCAUGGCGCAACAAGAGCUGACACCCACGGAAGCAACUCGGCCCAAGGCUACUACCACCGAAACAAGGAGACAAGGGUCCGUUGCCCGACAACCUGCCCCGACUAGCAAAACGCAUAGCAGAGGCAAUUCAUAUGCUUCAUCAACCAUGACGCGAUCUACGACAGCCGCAUCCCGCACGGGUCACUUCUCAUCAACCGUCGGUCCAGGCACCCGCCCAACAUCGAAUAUGUCGCGACCCCAAACCUCUUUUAACGCCCGCAGACCCGUCGGCGCAUCCAUCCCGCGCGCCGCCAGCGCAUUGGAUACCCAUAUGGAAGACACAUCUCCCAGCGUGCUAGGAAAACGAAAGGGUAUGCCUCCCAUUUCUUUGACCCCCACCCGCAUCCCCUCUUGCCCCAUCGGAUACACCACCCCAGGAUUGGAACAUUAUUCGGAUACAAGCGCCCAGUUCGCAAUGCUUUCGAUCUCAGAACCAGCUGGCUAUCCCCAAGACCCCCCAAAUCCCAGGACUUUCGUUUUGAUGCCAAUUGUCCCGCCCUCCGGCGAUGAUUGUAACCAGGCUGCCCCAAAGCUCCCCGUGCUUAGGGAGUUUGCAUCUUCGUCUUCACUCUUUGCAACCCCCGAAAUCCCUAGAACCCCAUCUUCCUCUCCCCAGCGGCUGUGCAAGAAAUCAUCACAUCCCGUGUUUUUGACAAAGCAUUCAUCAUUCAGAAGUUUUGACCAUGUUACAGGACCCGAAUGGGAUCAGGACACCCGCGAGAAGAACCUUGAUAAUAUGAUGAAGACGUUUAUGGAGCAGAUGAAUAAACAAGGACAGACUAGCUCCGGGUUGAAAGACGCCGUGGAUGUUUACAAGUCAAGGAUAUCCGAACUUGAAAGCUCUCGAGAUGAGCUGAAAGAAGCAGCUCUCACACAACGCGUGGAGUUGGACUCACUACGGACCCAACUUUCGACAGCGGAGCAGACACUGAAAAUCGCGAAGCGAGACCACGAAAUCUCUGUUGACGAUCUCGACCAGCGCCAUCGCAUUGAAUUAGAUUCCUCGAAACAACGAACAGAGAGAGAAGUGGCGAUUCUCAACGCUCGAUACCAAGAGGAGGCCCAGGAGCUCAGGCGCAAGUUCGAACGGGAGAUCGAAGAUGAGAAGGCUGCUCGGGUCCGAGCGCUUAAUCAAAUGACCUCGCAAUCUGCCCUUGACACACAGAAACUGCAGAUUGAGGUAGAGCGCAAGGACCGCGAGCUUGGAAAUUUGCGGGAUGAGUUGCACAUCCUGAAAGGAGAUCUCGAUCGCGAACGCAGGAUCGUCCAGGAACUCAAGCAGAACCUCGAGACAGUCAGCAGCAACAGCGUCGCGUUGGAUUCCUCCAUCAGAGCGCUCAAGGCACACAUCGAGUUCCUCGAAGGUGGGCGCGAAGAGCAAUCGAAAUCCUUUGAGCGAUGCAACCAACAGAUGCGGGAUGCCUUUGCUGAGACGGAAGCAAUCAAGGAAAAGCUCAGAAGGGAAGAGACACUCCGACGCAAACUUCAUAACCAAGUACAGGAACUCAAAGGCAACAUUCGAGUGUUCUGUCGAGUGCGUCCCUCCCUGAAAAGUGAACCUUCUUCCGGUCUCACACUCAUGCAAUAUCCCGAUGAAACCGAGGAUGCGAAGGAGAUCAACAUCAUUGGCCCUGAGGAGAAAGGUAGCCUGGGAGGCGUCACGCGAAAAAACAAUACCUUCUCCUUUGAUCGCGUGUUCAACCCAUCGACGAAUAAUGCCGAGGUCUUUGAUGAGAUCAGCCAGCUUGUCCAAAGUGCGCUGGAUGGCUAUAAUGUCUGCAUAUUCUGUUAUGGCCAAACCGGAAGUGGCAAGACUCACACCAUGUCUUCAGUCGAUGGAAUGAUUCCACGCGCUGUUCACCAGAUCUAUGAAACCGCACAAGGUCUCGAAGAGAAGGGUUGGCGAUACACAAUGGCCGGCAACUUCGUAGAAGUUUACAAUGAAAACAUCAACGAUCUCUUGGGAAACCCGGAUGAGCUCGACAAGAAGAAGCAUGACAUCCGCCAUGACAUGCAGCGGGGCAAGACGACCAUAACCGACAUCACGACAGUAAAUCUGGACUCUCCUCAGAUGGUCGAAACCAUUCUCAAGAACGCCGAUGCCAACCGUUCAGUCGCAGCGACCAAGGCCAAUGAACGUUCGUCGCGUUCUCACUCCGUGUUCAUUCUCAAAUUGACCGGUGAAAAUCACAUCACCGGCGAACGCAGUGAAGGCACGUUGAACCUGGUCGAUUUGGCAGGUAGCGAGCGCCUCAGCCAUAGCGGAGCCACAGGCGAGCGUUUGAAAGAGACACAGAACAUCAACCGCAGUCUGAGCUCUUUGGGUGACGUUAUUGCAGCUCUUGGCCAGGGCAAAGAAGGUGGCCACAUCCCAUAUCGGAACAGCAAGCUUACUUAUCUCCUCCAAUUCUCGCUUGGCGGUAACUCCAAGACACUCAUGUUCGUCAUGGUCAGCCCUCUCCAGGCGCACAUGUCAGAGACUUUGACCAGCUUGAAGUUCGCCACGAAAGUCCACAAUACUCAUAUUGGCACCGCAAAGCGACAGGCUCGUGUCCGUGAUACCUAA